AUGGAAUAUGGGCCAAUGCAUCCACCUGUAUCUCAAAAGAUACAUUGGCAACCUGACCUCCCAGUCAGGCAUUUUAAUUACACUCCAAGAAUGCAACAUAUUCAUGGGGAUGGUGCCUUGGUGAACAGGAAAUCUUCAUCUGUUGUAACACCCUUGCCACCAGCUUUUGUAGGAGCCCCAUUGGAGAGACCUUCUAUACAAACUGAAUUGGCUGUGUCAGGUAUUCUCAGGACAGCAGUUGCUCCAUUUGAGCGAGUGAAGCUCUUGAUGCAAAACCAGAACGAGAUGAUCAAGUCAGGUCGGCUGACCCAACCAUAUAAUGGAAUAUUUGACUGCUUUGCCAGAACAAUCAGAAAUGAAGGUAUCCGUUCCCUUUGGAGAGGCAACAUUGCAACAGCCACGGCACAUGUUUCUGCUAAGGCCAUACAGUUUAAAAUCCAAGAAUACUUUAGAAGUCAUGCAGAUAGCCGGUGGAGUACUUUUCAGAUAGUAUCGGCAGUUGUUCUUUCUUCAGCUGUAAAUCUGUUUCUUGUUUAUCCAUUUCUUUAUGCUGGAACACGCAUGGCAAAUGAUGUCAAAACCACCGGUGACUUGAGCAAACGGCAGUUUAAUGGUAUACUUGAUGUGUACAGAAAAACUCUGAAAGUAGAUGGCAUUGCUGGAUUGUUCCGUGGAUAUACUAUGGCACUUGCUCAGCUUGGUAUGGUGACAGUGCUAUCUGCUCCUUUAAAGCCAUGGCAUCAGUCUUUGUUGAACCAAACGCAGACCAAUUAUUUGGGCAGAGCUAUCAUAAACUGUGGGUAUCAUCUUACUGGCAGCCUGGCUUCUUACCCAUUGGAUACCGCAACUCGAAGGAUGAUGAUGACCAAAUAUAAGAGUUCAAGGAAUGCAUUUGCGCAGAUUUUCAAAACUGAGGGUUUUAAGUCCUUUUACAAGGGUGCAGGGGCAUCAAUCCUUGUAAGUGCUGUUUUCAAUGUUUCCGCGGUGUCACUGUUUCACCUAUAUGAUGUUUACCAUGCUGCAAUGGCGAACCGGGGAGAUGGCAGCCAACCUGGUUUCGCUAUCUCCUUUAGAUGGAAGAGGGACGGGGAUAAGUGA
This is a messenger RNA of Theobroma cacao (cacao), 1098 nucleotides long. The record is from RefSeq and is a predicted model, not a curated record. NCBI's taxonomy places the organism in Eukaryota, Viridiplantae, Streptophyta, Magnoliopsida, Malvales, Malvaceae.